This is a messenger RNA of Caenorhabditis sp. 36 PRJEB53466, 8314 nucleotides long. The record is from the annotation of a GenBank genome assembly. Lineage: Eukaryota; Metazoa; Nematoda; Chromadorea; Rhabditida; Rhabditidae.
AUGGAAAAUAUGCACAAACACACAGGUUGGUCAAAAAAAUUUCGUAUGAAACGGGGAAUUAAAGAAAUGCCUUCUUCGUUGGAUUCGUUCACCUUUGCUCAACCGGGACCCAGUAAUAGUAGUUCACGGACAUAUUAUCCAUCGGGGCAAGGAGAUAAUUUAUUGGAAGACAUUCCUGAUGUUGAAGCAUAUGAGAGAAAUUCGAAAUCUGGUACUUGCAAUGCUCCAUUGUCUCACGGUAGCUUAACGCGUUGAACAUAAUUUUCAAUUUUUUCUUCAAGAUUUCUCUCAAAUUUCCAUAGUUCAACAGCAAGCUGAUUUGUCAAAAUCUCGCAACAUGUUAUACAGUAAUGUGCGGCACAAAGUUAAAACUGAACAUCAUGAUGGUGAAUCGAAUACUUUGCAAUGUAUUGAUUUAAUAUAUAAUGUCCCCACAGCAGAUGAUCACACUCCAAUGACAUCGCCUACCGGAUCAACUACAAAAAUUAUACAACGGGGUGGUAUCAAAAUGGAAAUUCCGCCGUAUUUAGAUCCAGACAGUGUUGACGAUGAGCCUGAAGAAGGAGUGGUUUAUCCUGAACCUGACUUAUGUACGUUCAGAAACGAAAAAAAAACAGAAGAACGUAUUCAAAGCUUUUUUCAGUUGACAUAAAAAACACGAACAUGACAGAGUAUGACCUUGAAGUUUUGAAACAUGGAAAGCAAGCGGUGGAUGACACUAGGAACAAGAUCGAAGCACCUGACGCUAGUGCACCGCCCAACAAAAUUGUCGAAUACUUGAUGUUUUAUAGAACAGUAAGUUGAUAGAAAAUUUUUUUGAAGAUAUUAAAUUUGUAUUUUUCAGUUAAAAGAAGGUGAACUUGUGCAAUUGAAUGCGUACCGCACCAAACGAAACCGUUUGUCAUUGAAUUUAGUAAAAAACAACAUCGAUCGCGAAUUUGAUCAGAAGGUACUGAUUUCGUCUACAGGAAAGAAUAGCUCUGUUUUUCCAGGCUUGUGAAUCUCUUGUGAAAAAAUUGAAAGACAAAAAACAAGAUCUUCAAAAUCUAAUCGACGUUGUGAUCUCUAAUGGAAAAAAAUUCAGUGGAUGCAUUACGAUUCCGCGCACUUUAGAUGGCCGUUUGCAAGUAAGGAUAAAAGCUUGCAUGAUUUUUCGAAAUGUACGAAUACAAAUUAUUUAGGUCCAUGGUCGCAAAGGAUUUCCGCAUGUAGUUUAUGGAAAACUGUGGAGAUUUUCGGAAAUGACAAAAAACGAAACCAGACACGUAGACCAUUGUAAACACGCGUUUGAAAUGAAGAGUGAUCUGGUUGGUGCAGAUAACAACUAACAUCUUUCUUCAGCAAAAAAGAUUUAGGUCUGUGUGAAUCCUUAUCACUAUGAACUUGUUGUGGGAACAAUGAUCGUGGGACAACGAGACAGUCUUGACAACAGGGAGUCUGCAGUACCACCAAGGUUUACCCAAUAGAGCUUAAAACUCACAACAUUUAAAUGAUAGAUUCCAAACGCCGAAUCCUGUACCUCGUCAACAGUCCAUGGAAGAUAUGCACAGAAACUCAUUUUUGCCUAUGUCUUCGCAAAAUGGAGGAAUUUUACAGUCAAAUGUGCACAGUGUGCCGCCUCAAGUGCCAUCAGUGUCGCAAAUGCCUCCUCAGAACAUGCAUUCCAAUACACCGAUCCAUCACAAUAACGGCAUACAAUACGGGCAUUCAAUGCACGACCAUUCAGGCAACAGUAUGAUAGUGAGCCACAACCGUCAUCAUCCACAUCCUCCAUCUCACCAACAAUAUCCAAAUCAUCAUCCACAACAAAUGGCGAUUAAUCAUCAUCAGUCAAACCAAAUUUCCGUUGGAUAUCCUCCUGAUCCAUCGACAUCAAACAUCCAUCAGAAUAUCAGCGAAUUCGAAGAGUAUGCUCGUACCGCAAACUUUGGAUUCAAUAUCUAUUCAUUUCCUCCAUUUGCAAACCCACCGCCCUCAUUCAAUGAAUCGGAAACAGUUUCUCGAGGUAUUUGUUUCAAUCUUGAUCGUUAUUUAGUGACAGGAAACCUUAUUUUACUUUAAUAAUACGUGUUUCAGUUGAAUUAACCAAAGAAGCAAUGGUGACUCUCUCUACCUUCCGGCGAUUUUGCAAACAGGUUGUUAGAAUUUGCUUCACGAAAUUAGCAACAAAAAAAACAAUUUUCAGACGUUUGGUGAUCGAUUCUUCGACGAUGAUUAUGAUGAGUCUCCUCAAUCCACUGAAAAUAUACCUUCCAGUGUUAAAUACAUAAAGGUAAGAAAACAAAACAUCAGUACACAACGAUAGUUGAUCGCGCAUUCAUAGCGGUACGUUUUAAAUAGCUCGAUGAAAAAAUUUAACAUUUCUGAUUACGUUAUUUUUAAAUUAUGAAAAUGAUAACAUUAUAAAUUGACAUUUAACUUUACGGACUUUGCCGUCUCAAUCCCUUCGUAUAUAUUCAGAAAGACAGUAUGAUGUCAUUUUUUCAAAACAAUAAUACACGCAAACAGUGGAGAGAGACACAUAGAGACUGAGAGAAAAAAAGAAAACGUUUAAUAAAAGUGUUGAAAAACCAUAUAAGAUGACGCAAAGUGAAUCAUUGAUCACUUUUUCUUUCGUCAUUGUCACUGUUCAGUCAAACGAUUUUGCAGCAGAAACGCCCGGCAUUGUUGGGGGUGGAACAAUUCUGUAAAAGACUGGCUGAAGGAAACGUGUUAGAUGGCCCCAUUGUGCCUGACGAUGCACCAUAUCAUGACAUGUGCAAGUUUCUUCUGAGGUAAUAAAUUCAAAAUAUAAAAAUAGCUAUUUAUUUUGUAGAGUGACCUCGGAAUCUCUGACAAUGUCUAACGCAGAACCAAAUGCUAAAGAAGGUUAGUUGAAGUUAUGCUUUUUUUAUAAAAUGAUUUUUCAGAAAACGAACAAUGGGCAACUAUUGUGUACUACGAGUACAGAACUGCGCUUGCCGAACGAAAAGUUUUUCGAAGCGAAUUUCAUGUGGAUGGUGGGUUUAUAGCUUCAGACAAUCGGUUCAGUUUGGGACUUGAGCCAAAUCCGCUUCGAACUCAAACAGCUUACAAAAUUCGGUAGGUUGUUGUGAUUCAAAGAUGUCAGUUAUGUAUAGUAAUAUUCUCUUUAAGACAAGCAAUCAUUGAUGGAAUUCACAUUUCCUACAAAGAAGAUGGGAGUAUCUGGCUGCAAAAUUAUAUGAAGUGGCCAGUUUUCGUUACUUCCGGUUAUCUGGACGAACAAUGUGGAGGACUGAGAAUUGAUAAAGUGCACAGAGUGACCGGUCGUGCUAAGCUAAAAGUUUUUGGCUACGACAUCGUCAAGGAAAUUAUUCGAGACUCUUUGUACUCUAAACAAAUGGCAUCUAUGUUCAUGCGUGGAAUGGAAACACCAAUGGAUGAUAUUUAUCGCAAAAAAGACAUUGAAGAAGUUAAACGAGUAAGACACAUUUUUCCGUCUGGUCGAAUUAAUCUGAAUUAUUAAACAGGAAGCUGCGCGAACACCAGACUCAUUAAUUCGAUAUUGCUGUGUGAGGGUGUCAUUUUGCAAAGGAUUUGGUGAAACUUACGAUGCAAGGCCCUUUAUUACUAAUUGUCCAGUAUGGAUUGAGUUGAAAGUAAAUCUGUAAGAUAUACAAUCACAAAAAAUAAUGCACUGAUUCGAACAAUUCAGAAUUUAUAACUACAUGGAUGCAAUUCUCAAUGACAUUGCCAACAAAUACGAGCCGAUGGGAAUAGAAGAUUUUGCUAAAUUAGGAAUAAAUGUGUCAGAAGAUUGAAACAGUUAAUCUAAUUAAUGUGUCAAAAGAUUAAUAGAGUUAAUCUAAUCAACGUGUCAGAAAAUUAAAAGUCAUUCUCAUUUUUUUGUAGUAAUAAUAAUAAUAACUAGUCCAUGUAUUUUGAAGUAUACUACAUUUUGCUCGCCAUUAAAAAUUCACUGAUCAAUUCAAGUACGUUAUUUUAUCGAAGUUAUACCACAAAAACCGAUUUGACGAUUCUACAAGUUGCUUGAGAGGCACACUCUCCCAUCUUCGUACUGAGCAGUUUCUUACGAAAAAAAAACAGAGGAGCAUAUAUCCUGCGAUGAUUCUAAGGAAUUAUGAGUCGCGGAAAGUUCUUUAUCUUGAAGACUAUGUGAUCAUUUCAGCUUGAACGUUUUAGUCUGGCCGUGCGUGGAGCCCGUAAAAUCCACCAUUUUGAAGUUAUGGAUUGUUACUACGGCAGGUUCAGUUAUGAACGCACGGUGUUCAGCAGAUUUUAGGCAAUCAUCGCGUUCUUUUGGUCGCACCCCCAAUCGUUGUAUCUAGAGGACAACCUUUUCUUGACCGAAGCGGUAGAGAAGUAACCGUCCCAUCCCCGUAUCCAAUGCAAUAACUCCAAAAGCACUCGAACCAAAGUUGAGCGGAAAUGGAAUUUUGAAAUCCGGAAGACGGCAGACGGCAGACGGAAGAAAAUUUUUUUUACGGAAAACGGAAAACGGAAUACGGAAGAAAGAAUUUCUCACGGAAGACGGAAGAAAACUUUUUUCCCGGAAGACGGAACAAAAAAAAUCGUCAAUGCAGAACCUUUUUCUCCGGUUUUUUUUUUGAAAAAAUAACUAAACAACAAAAAUUUUGGAUCUGGGUCACUGCCCAUGGAAAUUCGCGUUCUUCGAGGCUAGUAAAUGGCUUCUGAAAAGCUAUUACUCUUUUAUGGGAAGAAGAAAAAAUCCUGGAAGACGGCAGACGGAAGAAAAAUUUUUUUACGGAAGAUGGCAGACGGAAGACGGAAGAAAACUUUUUCCCGGAAGUCGGCAGACGGAAGACGGAACAAAAAAAAACACGGAAGACGGAAGACGGCAGACGGAAUUCCGCUCAACACUACUCAUCAAAAUUUUCACCAAGCCGUUUGUUCUUUUUUCAAACGUUCUUGUUUUAACUGACCUUAUUCUUUUUUUUACUCACAAAGCCAUCCUCGUUAUUAUCUACUACUCAUUAACUUGUUCAAAUGAACGGCUUUUAAAACCGAAGCGAAGGCAUCUUAUGUUUUUAUUUAUUCUUUCGAAAUUGGAAUCAUCACACUGUCUUUUUGAAUAUAUACGAAGGAAUUGAGAACCCGAUUCUUAGGAGCUGUUAACGCUUUUCGCGGAAUGGUUUCGUGAAUCAAGGGUGUUAUGCGCAGCUACAAGCAGCAAGUAUUUCAAAAAUCCGAGGUGCUGUCGUAGUUUGCAGUCGAACCUUGAUUUCCUGAAUCGCUCAGAAGAUGUGGUGAGUAUUAAAGGUUUUUAUGACCCGAGUGAUGCAAGUCCCUUGUUUCGGAACUUUUUUAUAUGAAAAAACCGCCGGAUGAAAUUUUCUGAGGUGAUUGCACAAUGCUCACACAAAGUGAAAAACGUCAAUUCUUGACUUGAGAUGACUUGUUUCACUAAUUGCUUUCUUCAUGUACCCGCGCUCCCCUUAGUUUUACAGGAUCGGAAUGACUGUCCCUGGUACCCUUUUUAUAACAACAAUCAAAAUCUGCUCGUUCUUGGUCCUCCCAUGAUACCACUAGAUCAAUUUGCUUUAAAAAAUUUUUUUCUGAGUUUUUUCAUUGGGAUGAGCACAAGAAAAUUAUUUGCUAUAAUUCACAGUAAAUGAGCUACACGCGGAGACCCGUAUUUUGUCUAAAAAGGUUUUUAUUUUUAUUUUUCACUGCCCAAGAAAGCUGGUUCGAUAUCCGAAAUUGAGAAAGCGUGCUUUUGUAUCAUUGAUGUAUCUUUCUUGAGUUAAAAAUAAAUAGAAGCUAGGAUUUCCAAUGAUUGAUGAUGCUCGCUCACUUGAUUCACAUGUUCUCGCCCGACCGCUGCCCCGCUCCUCAAUUUUUUUCUCAUUCUUUACUACAUUUUAAAAUAUAGCUGGUGUAAUUUGGGAUUUGCUUCAGCGCUUCGGCUCAUUCUUGCUGGUUGCGAUGAUACUACCAACGGCAAUCACCACUGUUUUUCUUCUUGGAUAUGUUGCUGGUUUAUCGCAAUUAAAUGUUGAGAACUGUGAAGCAGGCAGUUUUUUUGUUGAGAACUACAUCAAGUACGAAUGCUAUGAAAACGAAAAUGUGCGAGGAGCUCGAAUUGUUGGUAAGUGGUUUUUGUAGUUAUGAACUAAGGAACAUAUGAACAAAGGUUGCCAACCAUCCAACAACUUGACUGGCGUGACACUUGAAGCAUGGGAGACAUUUGAUGAUCGUUGGUUCAAGUAUCAUUGUGUGAUUGAUGGAACUAAUGCUCAAUACUCUGUGAAAGGUAAAAUGCUUCUGAGAAUUUUUUAUAAAUUGUAUUUUUGCUUAGCUUGUCUGGAUCCUAUCGGAGAAGUAUUGCCUGUUGGAAAAACCCGUUCGUUUCCAGAAGGAGAGACAUUCACUUGUUUUAUUGAAUCGAACAAAGUAAAACUGAAUCACCAGACAAGUGAGCAACACAUGAUUUAUCACGCAAAAGUUCCAGCUAAUUAUGUCAUUGUUCGUCCUAAUGGAGAUGUGGAAGUCUAAAGUUAUACACAUUUUUAUAUAUCUUUCUGUAACAAUAAAUGAUUUUAAAAGACACAGAUUGUUUCUCGUCUUUCAGCUGUUGGAUGUCGCGUUGGGAAUCAAGUUUACGGAGAUGGAGCCACGUGGAUUGAUAAAAAAGAAGAUAUGAUUGUUGUAAGAUAACUCCAUCAGAAAAAUUGUACAUGUGAACAAAAGGUUGGCUCCGAGAAGAAAGUUGUUGGGUUGGGAAUUGCAAUGCAAUGCCAAAAGUUUAAGAACGGAUCUUUUGUAAUUGAGUUUGCAGGUCAAAAUACUUUAUUCUUAUUGUUUUUCUUUUUUUUUUUAGCUUGCUUGACAUCUCAAAACACGUAUAUCCGACUUGAAAACUACGGAGAUAUAGAUGGCGAAAUUGUUAAAUGUGACUUUAUCGAUGGAAGGUGCCAACUAAGACAAGCUAUAACAAAAGAAUUACGUUGCUCGGUUGGUUCCUUGAUUUAUCGCCACAAUCAAGAAUGGAAUUCUGAAGAUAACUCUACAGCCUAUGUCUGUUUGUUUGGAAAAGUGGAGAAAAAAGGUAACAUUACAAAAAUCCAUGUUUUUAUUAGUAAGAGUAUGAAACUUACACAGGAUGUUUGAUUGGUACGGUUGUGAUUCCUUUAUUUGCGGUCCGUUACAUCAACGAUUUCCCAUUUUACUGUCAUCAGGGUGCGACGGUUCAGUCAUUUGGAACAUUGAGUAAAUUUAUUCUCACCAAAUAAACCUAGUUAACAACAUAUUUUAGAAGGAUGCACGACUUCUGAUGGAAAUGUGAUUCCGUUUGAAAGCAGAGCAAGAAAUGGCGACAAAUUGGAAUCAUGUGGCUUUAAAUUUGACCAAAACGGAGUUGUUCAAUUUACAUGGACUCAAGUCGGCUGCAUCUAUGCAAAAGAAAUGAUAACAGUUAACGCGAUUCAAAAAUUCGAAGAGAACUAUGUUCACUGUGCAUCUAAUGGAACAUAUGGGCACAUUGCUAAAUUGAUGACUAAAGCGGAAGUUGAGAAAUGGCUUGCUAUUACCAAACAACAAUGGAGCAAUGUCAUUUCCGGUAUUAUUUGUUAAUGCUACAGAAUAGCUUAACAUAGUCGUCUUCAGGAAACGAAGGAGGUGGAAGAUCUGUAAAACGAGAAGUCCCAACUGUUGUGCCCUUCACUACACAACCUACUACAACCGCAACUCAAAUACCAGCGACAACUCCAAUACCAACCACAACUCCAAUCCUUCCCACAACCACCACAACAGUAGUUCCACUACCAACAUCUACAGUAAAAGAAACUCCAGCACCAAUUCCAUCUCCGACGCCAAAAGUAAAAAGAUGCGUUGAUUCAAUUGAGGACUGUGACAAACUAGUAUACUAUUGCACAACGGAUUUGGAACACUUAAAUUUUAUCAAGGAAACUAUGCAACACACUUCAUUGAGUUCAAACAAGAAAGCGAGGGUCAUUGCGUUUAUCAGUCAUGCAUUGUGAGCUAUCCGAAAUAUUGGAAAAAUUUGAAGUUUGUUUUGAAUGUUAUUCCAGAAACUCUGAUUGCUCAAACGCAAAGCCUGAUGAGAAUGAAAAAUGUUUCUGUCAAACAAACAAUUCUUGUGCAACCAGAAGCUCACAUUGUGAAUGCGAAUAUCAAAAAAGCUUCAAUAGAAAGAUUGUUCAGUCAUUGUGUCCAAAGACAUGUCAAUUGUGCAAUGAGAAACGUGAGAAAAAUUGCAAAAAUUGAGUAAUUGUGUUUCUCAGAUGAUCCAAUAUCUGCAAUCAUUGGAUCUAAAACGUCGGCAGCAUGCAUUAAUAAUAGAUGCAAUUGA